GUAAGUUGAACAUCUCCUCAGUCGACAGCUGAAGUGCUGACGCUGCUGUAAUAGAAUUUAAAUAACAGGUGACCAGCACGAGUAGCAGUCAGCGAGUGGGACGGGGCGGGGCAUCAAUGGUGGGUAACUGUCACAACCCGGGUCAAAAAUUGCCAUCAGGUCAUUUUGAGAUGUUCACAGAAUCACAAAGUCAAAGCACAACUUUUGUUUUUUUGCAGUCGAGCUGAAUGUAAGUUCAUAAAAUCUACAGUGCAGAUAAACCAGGUAGGAUGCACAUAAUGUUUUCUUAACUUCACUCUGCACCACAGACUGUUUAUACAACAGCUCUGCACACAAACAAUCAUAAUAUUGUGGAAGAGUUAGAGCGCGACUCACUAAUGACGAGGAAUAAUUGUGAAGUGUGAACACAAGACAAGAGAACACAACAUUACAAACACACACUUUUACAACAGGGACCAAACUAGUUCCAAUAAACACACCAGUCAGAGUAAAUGUUCGUCUCCCCGUGCAGACGAUGAAAAUCAGCGUACACACCUAAAAGAUAAGGUGUGGUGCCUGAAGAGACGGUGGUGUGAUGCAAUGACAGGAAAAUCUCAACAAACCUGUUGAGAAUAAACCAGUGGAGAAAAAAAGACAUGUUGUUAGUGUUGGUUACACCCAGCGUUCACAUCUCCAUCUGCUGCACAUACCUGAGUCAAAACUCAGACGGGAGGAUGGUUGUGCACAAGGUGUGUGCGCUGUGGGCGGGGAGACACGUUCCCCAACAGAAAUGAACUGAAGAGAGAGUCCAGUGCUUCAAACCUGCCACAGCCCAAGUGAGACGCACACCUGAGAUCCACACAGCUUCACCAGCAACAAGAUGAGUGAAUCUGCAGAGGCUUUGGCCGCCAGUCAGACGAGCCGAAGGAACAUCACCAUCGAGAUCACCAACCUCACCAACAACUACUGCUUACUGGACCCCAGGAUUUACCUGGAAAGUGGCCACUGCCACAGCCCCCCCCAGCCCACCGUGCGCCCACUGAAAACUGAAGUGUGCAACUUCACCAAGACCAGCGCCAAAGCCUCCGGUGCAGUGGGCGUCCUGACCUACGACCUGUUUGAGCGGCGCAACAAUAAAGCCACAGAGAAAGUCGCUAUAAUGUUUUCUGUGCCCUACGACUACGGCAUGUACAAGAACUGGUUUGCAGUGGGAAUCUAUCAACAGGGCAAAGAGUGCAACGAGGGGCUGUACAAAGAGAUGUAUUACAACAAAGAACAGGGAUUCAAGCGGAUGGAGGCUGUUGGCAGCGGCGUCACGUUCGAGGGCUCAAACCUGGACAUCAAGGCGACCAUGUCCCCGAUGGGCAGAGCCAUCAUGAAGGUGGAGGUGUGGGACAAGCUCUUCUCGCCCCCGAUGGGCCAACACUACUGAGCUGGUGAUUCAGGUUUUCUCAAAGUAAUCCAGUUUGACACACCGGCGUGUCGUGUUAGAAAUGUUUAACCCUUUUGUUCCAUCUGUUCAUGCAAUAAAUCCACAGCGAGUCUGAUGACGUAA
Molecule: messenger RNA, 1534 nt
Organism: Paralichthys olivaceus (Japanese flounder)
Lineage: Eukaryota; Metazoa; Chordata; Actinopteri; Pleuronectiformes; Paralichthyidae
Product: DELTA-actitoxin-Afr1a-like
Biological process (GO): pore complex assembly; monoatomic cation transport; cytolysis in another organism
Cellular component (GO): pore complex
Molecular function (GO): channel activity
Source: RefSeq, a predicted model, not a curated record